Messenger RNA from Phyllopteryx taeniolatus (common seadragon), 2603 nucleotides. RefSeq names its product b(0,+)-type amino acid transporter 1-like. The record is from RefSeq and is a predicted model, not a curated record. Bases 892 to 2310 code for a protein of 472 amino acids. Gene Ontology annotation, molecular function: L-amino acid transmembrane transporter activity. Gene Ontology annotation, cellular component: membrane. The transcript has 13 exons. Lineage: Eukaryota; Metazoa; Chordata; Actinopteri; Syngnathiformes; Syngnathidae. Gene Ontology annotation, biological process: amino acid transmembrane transport.
CCCUUCCACAGGUGGUGGGCCCAUGGGAAGGGGGAUCCAUAUUACCCUUUCGGGCUGUGUAAGUUUAGUGAUUGGGGCAGUCCCGAUGGGGGUCUGUGAUUAUUGUAUUUGUAAAGACUUAUUUGUGUUUAAUAAGUGUUUCAUUGGGGGUUUAAUGAGAGUUGUUUUUGUGUCACACAUUACGAGGAGGUUUGGUGCAGCGUGGUCCCACCCCAACAGCGAUGAUAUAUGGCUGAAACGUAUUCUUAUGUUUUGUGGAUUAGGAUGUUCUACUUUUACGAUAGAAUGCUCCCCCCCACUUUCCUCUUCUCCUAGAGAGAGGUUUUUCGACGGGGAGCCGCGAAGCAUUGGUGCUCCCACGAGGAUGCAUGUACAAAUGUGUAAAUUUAGAUUUAGUUAGCUUUGUGUUGGUAUUGUUUGUGCAUAGGAAAUUUGAUUGAUUUGGCUAUUUGGUUCUCACGUGUGGCCUCAGGUGGCGACAAGGGGAGACGGAGCAAUUCGACCUUAAUAGGAUCAUUGCCUGUCCUAGUUAAAAGUUAACUUUAAUUAGACGCCUUGGAGCAUUGUAGGGUUUCUUUGACCAAUUAGUUUUAAGAAUUGUAGGUAACAUGUUACUGCAGUCACCAGCCCGGGAGGACCAUAGGGAACUUUGCUCUCUCCAUUCCUGUUCCCCCUGUACACAUUGGACUUCAAGUACAACUCCGAGCGCUUCCACGUGAUGUUUGUCGACAAUACUGCGAUCGUGAGUUGUAUUAGGAAUGGACGGGAGGAAGAGUCUAGGACACUGAUUAAGGACUUUGUGACAUGAGACCAAAGUGAAGAAAGAAGCACAAGUGAGAGGUACAGGAAGAGUGCCAGAACGACUCCACAGGUCUGGACAGGGAUUCUACAAUGAUGGACAAACAUCCAGUGAAGGCAAUUGUGCUGCAAAAGGAAAUUGGCCUGCUGAGCGCUGUCUGUUUGAUCGUCGGCAACAUGAUCGGCUCAGGCAUCUUCAUCUCCCCAAAAGCGGUCCUGUUCUACUCUGGAGCUGUGGGGCCCUGCCUCCUCAUAUGGACUGCCUGUGGAGUGUUAGCCAUUCUGGGAGCGCUGUGCUACGCCGAGCUGGGCACCAUGAUCUCAAAAUCCGGGGGGGCGUAUUAUUAUCUGAUGGAGGCUUUUGGCUCCCCGGUGGCCUACCUUUACUCGUGGACCACCGUGAUGGUAGUCAAGCCCGCGGCAUUUUCCAUUCUCGCCCUGAGCUUUGCCGAGUACGCUUCAGCUCCUUUCUUUCCUGGAUGCAACCUUCCUGUUAUGGUCACCAAGUGUCUGGCGGCUGCAGCCAUAGUUUUCAUUGUGACCAUCAACUGCUUCAGUGUCAAACUAGCGAGUUACGUACAAAACAUCUUCACUGCGGCCAAACUUUUAAUCAUCCUCAUCAUAGUGGGAGCAGGCAUUGUUUUAUUGGUACAAGGAAAAACAGAGAACUUAUCAAAUACAUUUGAUGGCAAGUCAGUGUCUGUUGGAGGAAUUGGAUUUGCGUUUUAUAGUGGACUCUGGGCCUAUGAUGGAUGGAGUCAACUGAAUUUUAUCACAGAGGAGCUGAAAAACCCUGUCAGGAACAUGCCAUUAGCUAUCAUCAUUGGGAUCCCCUUGGUGGCAGUGUGCUACGUGAUGACCAACAUCGCUUAUUUCACAGUCUUGAGCAGAGAUGAAAUAUUGCGGUCCCCAGCGGUAGCUGUGGCUUUUGGAGACAAAGUCUUUCACUCUAUGUCGUGGAUCGUUCCGUUUUUUGUCCUCUUUUCCACAUUUGGCUCGGCCAAUGGCAGCUGCUUCACUGCAGGCAGGUUGGCCUAUGUAUGUGGGAGAGAAGGUCACAUGGUGGAAAUUUUAUCUUAUAUUAGUGUGAGGCGCUUAACCCCAACCCCAGCUCUUUUGUUUAACGGUUUUCUGGCUAUUUUAUACAUAAUUCCAGCAGACAUCAACACCCUCAUCAACUACUUCAGCUUUGCUCAGUGGUUUUUCUGCGGCCUGACCAUAUUGUCUCUUAUUGUCAUGCGUUUCACUAAGAAGGAGCUGAAAAGACCAGUCAAGGUCCCCAUCAUAAUCGCUGUCCUAAUGGUGCUGGUCAGUUGCUACCUGGUCCUGGCCCCCAUCAUUGACAAUCCCAACAUUAAGUUCCUCUACUGCGCUAUCUUCAUUCUCAGCGGGCUCCUCCUGCACUACCCCUUUGUCCAUCUGAAGGUCAAGUGGGCACGCAGACUCAUGAGGCCCAUCACCAAAUAUCUGCAAAUCCUGAUGGAAGUUGUUCCUCCUGAGAAAUUUGAGUGAGGAGGUGACAAGUCGGUCAACUUCCAUUUGGCUCCAGUAGCAGGGAAAGUGCCAGACUCAUUUUUGCAAACUUGGAAUACCUGACGGCAUCUAAGCCAGAACUACGGGGUCAUCUUUGUUAAAUAUCUGCAAACAGUUUGGCAUUGACAUACGGGUCCAAAUGUACACAAAUGAGGAUUCUUGUUCUGUUGUAUUGCUUAUACAUUAAGAGCCGUAACGUUAGGUAUGCACCUGCACAAUCUGAUUAGCUGAUCAUUUUCAGCCUUAACAAAAAUAAAGAUACUCAAUUUUGA